GGCAUCAGGCCCCUCUAGCCUCCUGCAGCUGCCAUUCAGGACCCCCUGAGUGGGAGAGUGCAGAGGAAGACCUCCUCUGCUUGCCUGGCCCCUCGAGGGGAGGACAGCGCCACCAUGGGGACCUCCAGGAUGCAUCUGCAGGCACUGAGAAUCUGUCACCUCUGGCUCUGGGCUAAGGAGCCACUGCUAACUCUAGGUCAGCCAGAGUGACAGGCACUUCUAUCCCUGCUGUGUUUAGAAUCCCAACAGGUGGUGGAUGCCUGUUUCCUUUCAUUGAGUGGAAGGGGUGGGGAUGUGCUUCUGGGACUCACACAGUGUGCUCGGGCCUCCAGAGCCUGCCUGUGGGGUUAAUCAGGCCUGUACCAAAUCUUGGUGCUGGGUGACCUCAGCUGAGUGGCUCGACCUCUCUGAAUGCUGACGGAGACAGACACUCUCUGAGGGGUGUACCAGUCAGCAUUUAUUUCUGGCGCCCCUAACCAGCAGCAGGUAGCUGGGGGUGGGGUGGGGGGCCUGCUGCAUACAGCCCUGCUCCACGUGACCCCUCUCCUGAGACCAGCAGACUGGCAGAGAGGCCAGAGGCUAGUGUCCCCUGGCCAGUGGCACAGGUGCAAGUGGGGAGAGCAAAAUCAUAUGUGUCUCUUAAGGCCCAGCAUGGCAUGCUGUCACCUCCAUGAGGAGCCAUGGCAGAGGUGACAGGUUGGUGCCCUUUAUUCCGUCUGCCAUGAUAGGUGUUGGUUGGUUGGCCUCAGUCCUUUGGGAGGAAAAAGUACCUAAUUUAUGUAUUUUUAUUUAUUUAUUUGAUAGCCAGCAGAGCCUUUUCCUCCCAUGAGGUCUUAACCUGGAGCCUCAGCCUACGUAGACAUUAACAGUGGAGUUGCUCUCACAGGCAGUGUGAGGGGGUGGGGAUGGUGAACCCACCCACCAGUCUUCACCUUGACCCCAGAGCUUUGCAGGCCCAGUUUUAAAACAUUGAAUGUUGGGUUUCAUUUUCAGAAUUUACACAUGUACACCAAGACCACAGCCUGGGGGCAGGUGACAAAGGGUAGCAGGUCACGUGGGGAUUACAGCCACUGUUCUUUGCUAUCUGUAGUGGUUAUGUUUUCUACAAUGAGCAUGCCACCCUUUUCUUUUUUUUGCCUUUUGCACUACUUCUGCAACCAGAGGAAUAGUCUCGCAGUUUAUUUGAAAAAUUGUUAUCUUUUUACAUACUUGUGUUUUGUGAUUAGAAUCUAACCGGUGCAUCUUAAUGCUCACUUCCAAGGUCAAAUUUGCUUCAAAUGGCCUCUUUUCCCUAAAUUUAUCUCUGGAGCAAACAGGGGAACAUUUGACUCUGUGGGCAUCCAGCUGUGCCUCCCUCAGGGGCCAGCCCCUUGAGGUGUGUACUCAGCAGGUGAGCUGGAUUUGUUCUGCACCCUCUUUUGCUCAGACUACCUGGGAUCACGGGAGCCCUGCUUUCCCUCCCCCUCAUCUCAGUUCACCAGCCUCAGCCCAGUUGUUGACCCAGUUCCCUGCACUGCCCAAGGAAAAUUGAGUGCCAGAAAGAAAAGCAGUCAUACUCAAAUUCUGUUCAAUGUAGGAGGAACUCUGCCUCACCUUUUAAAAAGCCUUGGAAGAUACCAUGCUUUAGAAAUGAUAAAGUUAAUAUCAUAUUUCCAAGUAGAGUUUAGAAAAAGAUCUGAACUUUAAUGAAAAUUAGUAAAAAGCGGAUGUUUACUUUUGGGUGUGAGGUAAUGUCAUUUUGUGUAGUGUUAGCUAGAUGUGUUUUCUCAUGCCUUGCAUAUUUUGAUUUGCAUAACUCACUUUGUGGUCGCUUAGAAUGCUUAACCCUUACAAAGCCCGUGUCUGCAUGCAUCUCCAGCUGACAUGUGAUGCCCGCUGAUCUGUGUGUGCCUGUCCUGCGUUUGUGCAACACAACUGUACCCCAGGAAGGCGUGUUGCAACCUUAGCACUGUCAGCAGUCAGCUCACCUGAGGUGCAGCAGGGAUGUUUAGAAAGCCUGGAAGAGUUCACAGCAUGUAAUGAACAGGACAAGGUCAGUGAGAUACUGGACCAGGGCUGCAAAACAAUUUUGACAAACAAGUCACUAGACAUUCUUCUGCGUCUAUCUGACACUAGUCAGAGUGGAAAAACCUGUCUUGCCACUUGAGGUGAGGCUCCUUGGAAAGUAAGGAAGUGAGGAAACUUCUAGAUAAUUCCGGCCCUGAACAUUUGGCGAGACUUUCGGAUCGUGAAGGGUGAGGGGUGCUUGCACAGACAUCGCCUGAGGUGGGUCACACCCCCCAACUUCUCUGUGAGCGGUCCUCACCGGACCCAGCAUGGACCAAAAGAGGAGAAAGAACAUUCCAGAAGGUCUCCAUAUCCCAGGUGCUGGGGACAUGGGCGGCAAACCGUCCACGCCAGGCAGGGACCCCACAGUGCCGUGCCCUGGGACAGAAGGCAUUCACGCUGCAUACAAGCAAGGAAACCCCAGCAGGGCCCGGCACCUGCUCAGAGAGGCUUGUGACGAGAGCACGUCCCAGCUCGAAAAGGGCCAGCUUCUGAGCAUCUCAGCAGCCUACGGGGAUCUGGAGACCGUCCGGUAUCUUCUCACCGAGAGGCGGGUGGAGCUGUCGACGGAGCCCACGGAUGACAACCCUGCUGUGGUGGCAGCGCAUUUUGGACACACUGACGUCGUGCAGGAAUUGCUCGAGUCUUUGCCAGGUCCCUGCAGCCCCCAGCGGCUGCUCAACUGGAUGCUGGCUUUGGCUUGCCAGCGAGGGCACCUGGGGGUGGUGAAGCUCCUCGUCCUCACACACGGGGCCGACCCAGAGAGCUACGCGGUCAGGAAGAAUGAGUUCCCUGUCAUCGUGCGCUUGCCCCUCUACGCGGCCAUCAAGUCAGGGAAUGAAGAUAUUGCCAUAUUCCUGCUUCGGCACGGGGCCUUUCUCUGUUCCUACAUCUUACUGGACAGCCCUGACCCCAGCAAACAUCUCCUCAGGAAGUAUUUCAUUGAAGCUAGUGCCUUGCCCAGCAGUCCAGGAAAAAUGGCUCUUCGUGUAAGAUGGUCCCACCUCAAGUUGCCUUGGGUGGACCUAGACUGGCUGAUAGACAUCUCCUGCCAGAUCACCGAGCUGGACCUGUCUGCCAACUGCCUGGCUUCCCUCCCGUCGGUCAUCCCCUGGGGACUCAUCAGCCUCCGGAAGCUGAACCUCUCAGACAAUCACCUGGGGGAACUGCCUGGCGUGCAGUCAUCGGAUGAAAUCAUCUGUUCCAGGCUACUCGAAAUUGACAUUUCCAGCAACAAGUUGUCCCAUCUCCCGCCAGGAUUCUUGCACCUCUCAAAACUUCAAAAACUGACAGCUUCAAAAAAUUAUUUAGAAAAGUUGUUUGAAGAAGAAAAUGCCACUAACUGGAUUGGUUUGCGGAAGCUACAGGAACUCGAUAUUUCUGACAAUAGAUUGACGGAACUCCCUGCACUUUUCCUUCAUUCUUUCAAGUCACUCAAUUAUCUGAAUGUCUCCAGAAAUAACCUGAAGGUGUUUCCAGAUGCCUGGGCCUGCCCUUUGAAAUAUUGUAAGGUAUCCAGAAAUGCCCUGGAAUCUCUACCAGACAAGAUGUCUAUCUUUUGGAAAAACCACCUUAAAGAUGUGGAUUUCUCAGAAAACAUGCUCAGAGAAGUUCCCCUGGGACUUUUUCAGCUUGAUGCCCUCAUGUUCUUGAGGUUACAGGGCAAUCAGCUGGUGGCACUGCCGCCUGCAGAGAAGUGGACCUGCAGACAGCUCAAAACCCUGGACCUCUCCAGAAACCAGUUUGGCAGAAACGAAGACGGACUUAAAACAAAGCGUAUUUCCCUUUUCACCACCAGAGGCCGCCAGCGUUCAGGGACGGAGGCAGUGGGUGUGCUGGAGUUUCCUGCUUUCCUGAGCGAGUCUUUGGAAGUCCUCUGUCUGAAUGACAAUCACCUGGACGCAGUCCCUCCCUCAGUUUGCCUACUGAAGAGCCUGUCAGAACUCUACUUGGGAAACAAUCCUAGCCUCCGAGAGCUCCCUGCUGAGCUGGGACAGCUGGGAAACCUCUGGCAGUUAGACAUUGAAGACCUCAGCAUCAGCAACGUGCCUGCUGAGAUCAGAAAAGAAGGCCCCAAAGCAAUGCUGUCUUACCUGCGAGCUCAGCUACGGAAAGCGGAAAAGUGCAAGCUGAUGAAAAUGAUCAUCGUGGGUCCCCCGCGCCAGGGCAAGUCCACCCUCCUGGAGAUCUUACAGACGGGGAGGGCCCCCCAGGUGGUGCACGGCGAGGCCACCAUCCGGACCACCAAGUGGGAGCUGCAGAGGCCAGCUGGCUCGAGAGCCAAGGUUGACUCCGUGGAAUUCAACGUCUGGGACAUUGGCGGCCCUGCCAGCAUGGCCACCGUCAACCAGUGCUUCUUCACAGACAAGGCCCUGUACGUGGUGGUCUGGAACCUGGCCCUAGGCGAGGAGGCUGUGGCCAACCUCCAGUUCUGGCUGCUCAACAUCGAGGCCAAAGCCCCGAACGCCGUGGUGCUGGUGGUCGGAACACACCUGGACUUAAUCGAAACCAAAUUCCGUGUGGAGAGAAUCGCUACCCUGCGCGCCUACGUGCUGGCUCUCUGCCGCUCACCCUCCGGGACCAGGGCCACGGGCUUCCCAGACAUCACUUUCAAACACUUACAUGAGAUUUCCUGUAAGAGCUUGGAAGGCCAGGAAGGGCUGCGGCAGCUCAUUUUCCACGUCACGUGCAGCAUGAAGGACGUGGGCAGCACCAUCGGCUGCCAGCGACUCGCAGGGAGGCUGAUUCCCAGGAGCUACCUGAGUCUCCAGGUGGCUGUGCUGGCGGAGCAUCAGCGCCGCAGCCUGAGUGACGACGUGCAGUACCUGACGGACAGGCAGCUGGAGCAGCUGAUGGAGCAGACGCCCGGCAAUGACAUCAGAGACUACGAGGACCUGCAGUCUGCCAUCAACUUCCUCAUAGAAACGGGCACCCUGCUCCACUUCCCGGACACCAGCCACGGCCUGAGGAACCUCUACUUCCUUGACCCCAUUUGGUUGUCCGAAUGUCUGCAGAGGAUCUUCAACAUCAAGGGCUCCCGGUCAGUGGCCAAGAAUGGGGUGAUCCGGGCAGAGGACCUCAGGAUGUUGCUGGUGGGGACCGGCUUCACGCAGCAGACAGAAGAGCAAUACUUCCAGUUCCUGGCCAAGUUUGAGAUCGCCCUGCCUGUUGCCAAUGACAGCUAUCUCCUCCCACAUCUCCUUCCGUCCAAACCUGGCCUGGACACCCACGGCAUGCGGCACCCCACAGCCAAUACCAUUCAGAGGGUAUUUAAGAUGAGCUUCGUUCCCGUUGGCUUCUGGCAAAGGUUUAUAGCACGGAUGCUGAUCAGCUUGGCAGAGAUGGACCUCCAGCUUUUUGAAAACAAGAAGAAUACUAAAAGCAGGCACAGGAAAGUCACCAUUUACAGUUUCACAGGAAACCAGAGAAAUCGCUGCAGCACAUUCAGGGUGAAAAGAAAUCAGACCAUCUAUUGGCAGGAAGGGCUCCUGGUCACUUUUGAUGGGGGCUACCUCAGUGUGGAAUCCUCAGAUGUGAACUGGAAAAAGAAAAAAAGCGGAGGAAUAAAAAUCAUUUGCCAAUCAGAAAUGAGAGACUUCUCAGCAAUGGCUUUUAUCACAGACCAUGUCAAUUCCUUGAUUGACCAGUGGUUUCCUGCCCUGACAGCCACGGAAAGUGAUGGGACGCCACUCAUGGAGCAGUACGUGCCCUGCCCGGUCUGCGAGACCUCCCGGGCGCAGCACACUGACCCCAGCGAGAAGUCGGAGGGCGUGCAGUACUUCGACAUGGAAGACUGCGUGCUGACGGCCAUCGAGCAGGACUUCAUCUCCUGCCCCAGACACCCCGACCUCCCUGUGCCUCUCCAGGAGCUGGUCCCCGAGCUGUUCAUGACUGACUUCCCGGCCAGGCUUUUCCUGGAGAACAGCAAGCUGGAGCACAGUGAGGAUGACAGCGCCGUCCUGGGCCAGGGCGGGAGUGGCACCGUCAUCUACCGGGCCCGCUACCAAGGCCAACCUGCAGCUGUGAAGCGAUUCCAGAUCAAGAAAUUCAAGAAUUUCGCUAAUGCCCCAGCAGACACAGUGCUGAGGCACCUGCGGGCCAUGGAUGCCAUGAAGAACUUCUCAGAGUUCCGGCAGGAGGCCAGCAUGCUGCACGCCCUGCAGCACCCGUGCAUCGUGUCGCUCAUCGGCAUCAGCAUCCACCCGCUCUGCUUCGCCCUGGAGCUCGCCCCCCUGGGCAGCCUCAACACCGUGCUGUCUGAGAACGCCAAAGAUUCUUCCUUUAUGCCCCUGGGACACAUGCUCACCCAAAAAGUAGCCUACCAGAUCGCCUCCGGCCUGGCCUAUCUGCACAAGAAAAACAUCAUCUUCUGUGACCUGAAGUCAGACAACAUCCUGGUCUGGUCUCUCGAUGUCAAGGAGCCCAUCAACAUCAAGCUGUCCGACUACGGGAUCUCACGGCAGUCAUUUCACGAGGGCGCCCUUGGCGUAGAGGGCACUCCCGGCUACCAGGCCCCGGAGAUCAGGCCUCGCAUCGUGUAUGAUGAGAAGGUAGACAUGUUCUCCUACGGAAUGGUGCUCUAUGAACUCCUGUCGGGACAGCGGCCCGCGCUGGGCCAUCACCAGCUGCAGAUUGCCAAGAAGCUCUCCAAGGGCAUCCGCCCGGUUCUGGGGCAGCCAGAGGAGGUGCAGUUCCACCGACUCCAGGCCCUCAUGAUGGAGUGCUGGGACACGAAGCCCGAGAAGCGACCACUGGCCCUUUCGGUGGUGAGCCAGAUGAAGGACCCAACCUUCGCAGCCUUCAUGUACCAGCUGCCCUGCGGGAAGCAGACGGCCUUCUUCUCGAGCCAGGGUCAGGAGUACACGGUGGUGUUCUGGGAUGGGAAAGAGGAGUCCAGGAACUACACGGUGGUGAACACAGAGAAGGGCCUUCUGGAAGUGCAGCGGAUGAGCUGUGCAGGGAUGAAGCUGAGCUGCCAACUCAAGGUCCAGAGCUCUCUGUGGACGGCCACCGAGGACCAGAAGAUCUACAUCUACAGCCUGAGGGGCAUGUGUCCCUUAAACACACCCCAGCGGGCUCUGGACACCCCAGCUAUUGUCACCUGCUUCUUGGCAGUGCCUGUUUUAAAAAAGAACUCCUACCUGGUGCUGGCAGGCCUGGCUGAUGGGCUCGUGGCCGUGUUUCCCGUAGUGCGGGGCACCCCAGACGAUAGCUGCUCCUACCUGUGCUCACACACAGCCAACAGGUCAAAGUUCAACAUCCCAGAUGAAGAUGCACGGCAGAACCCCUACCCAGUGAAGGCCAUGGAGGUGGUCAACAGCGGGUCUGAGGUCUGGUACAGCAACGGGCCAGGCCUACUGGUCAUUGACUGUGUGGCCCUGGAGAUCAGCAGGCGGCUGGAGCCCUACUUAGCCCCUUCGGCAGUCACCUCGGUCGUGUGCAGCUCAGAGUGCAGGGGUGAGGAGGUCGUCUGGUGCCUGGAUGACCGGGCCAACUCCUUGGUGAUGUACCAUUCAGCCACCUACCAGCUGUGUGCCCGGUACUUCUGCGGGGAUCCCAGCCCCCUCAGGGACAUGUUUCCUGUGUGGCCAUUGGGCCCAGAGCCCCCAGGCAGCCACACGGCCAUCCCGAAGGAACCUGAGGGGGACGCCAUCACAGACGUGAGCAUCAUGUACAGCGAGGAGCUGGGCGUGCAGAUCCUGACCCACCAGGACUCGCUGACCGACUACUGCUCCAUGUCCUCCUACUCCUCAUCCCCGCCCCACCGGGCCACUGUGUCCUCCUCAAGCCUGCCCUGCUCCCCGGCAAGCUCUUCCGGCGUGCCCUUCUCCACCGACUGCGAGGACUCCGACAGGCUGCGCGAGUCCACCGCAGGCGCCGACAGGUCUGAGCACGACCUCGGCCCCGUGGACGGGGAGGCUUUCGGCCAGCACCUGCAGGCCGUGAAGAUCCUAGCCGUGAGAGAUGUCAUCUGGGUCCCCAGGCGUGGUGGAGAUGUUAUCGUCAUUGGCCUGGAGAAGGAUGCGGGUGCCCAGCGGGGCCGAGUCAUCGCCGUCUUAAAAGCCCGUGAGCUGACUCCGUGGGGGGUGCUGGUGGAUGCGGCUGUGGUGGCAAAGGACACAGUUGUGUGCGGCUUUGAGAACGAAAACACAGAGUGGUGCCUGGCUGUCUGGCGCGGCUGGGGCACCAGGGAGUUUGCUAUUUUCUACCAGUCCUGUGAGGAGCUGGGUCGGCUGGAGGCCUGCAUGCGCAAGAGAAGGUAAUUCCUAUGGGAUGAUGGGCAGGCGGAGCUGACCACCUCCGUCCAGCAGCCUGACUCCUCCGCCUGCAACACUUUGAGGACCCAGAAGAUGGACUGGCUUCUCCCCGGGACUGCUGGCAGCUAAGAAGUGCCGAGAAGUCACCACCCUGGAGGUGGUUUGCGGGUCGUCUGGCUCUCCAGCACCUGGAGACCCACAUCUCCUCAGUGCUGGUUGUACAGCCCAAGAGAAGACGGUGGGGAGAAACUCCCCUGCCUCCUCUAUCUACUUCCAGGAGCAGGGGAGGGGACCCCAUUCUGAGCUAGGUCACACGAUGGGGGGCUGGGCCUUCCUAAAUAACGGGCCUGCCCAUUUUCCUCCCCAGGUCUGGGAUGGAAUUACACUAGAGGCUUUCACAUGGGGAGCAGUUCGGGGCAGAGUGGGAGUUGAGCUGUGACCCCUGCCCCUUCCCUCCGUGGCCCCCAGGCUCUCAGCACACUUCAUAAGCUCCUGAGUCCCCAGGGCCGGGGCCCUGCUCGGGCAAGCUGAGAUCGGAUGUCUCCUGCUCAGGAAAGCCUCUCUGUGAGAAACCCCCAGAAGGACCCUGAGCGAGGAGCAUUGCCCAAUCCAGGAAUGAAUGAGUUCCUUGAAGUGAUGCAGCCAGAAAGCCAAGAGCCAGCACCAUGCUAAGAGCACCGACUCAGCCUUCACAUUCUCGUCCCACCAACAAAAGGAAGGGGAAACACAAUCAUCAGGACUUGAGAAAGGGCCUUGUGUUUACGGCUUUGUAAAAUAAACUUGGACGCAGCUGGAGCACAAA
Messenger RNA from Manis pentadactyla (Chinese pangolin), 9105 nucleotides. RefSeq names its product leucine rich repeat kinase 1 (gene LRRK1). Bases 2316 to 8309 code for a protein of 1997 amino acids. Gene Ontology annotation, molecular function: ATP binding; protein kinase activity; protein binding. The record is from RefSeq and is a predicted model, not a curated record. Gene Ontology annotation, biological process: protein phosphorylation. NCBI's taxonomy places the organism in Eukaryota, Metazoa, Chordata, Mammalia, Pholidota, Manidae. The transcript has 33 exons.